CAUUAUUAGCACAUAACAGAGUUUCUGUGGCUACAUCAAAGUGCCCAGCAGACACGCACCUUCUUUGCAAUGCAGAGACUAAGCUGGCAGCCCACCUCCAAUCGCUGUCUGUUAAAGCAGUAAAGAGCAAAAAAGAGAAGUUCAAAACAUGUCUCAGAGGAAGACGACCCGGGUAAUAAAAAAAAGGAUCUACCCUGACUGCGUAGAAGGUCCCAAUUUUCCGUCACCCCCCAAAAGGUUUCAAAAGGGGUCGAAUACAACGGCCUCAAAAGGUCCUGUUCCACAACAACCAAGCACAGCCCUUGUCCAGAACAUACCUAAAACCACCACCACCACCAAAGACAACCUCUAUUCAAUGGACCUCUUUGCGAGCGAGAAACCAGAGCGCUCCAUUGACCUACCAGAGAGCCCUACUGAACAACCAGAGAGCUCUAUUGAACAACCAGAGAGCUCUAUGGAAAUGUCAAAAUCAUGGCAUCCGCCAGCUGAUGAUGUCGAUGAUGACGACGACGACAACAUAACACAGCUGUCAUCUGUAUCAUCGGCCACCCUGAAAACUGUUUUAACAGCGCCAAAGUACACAUCCACACCAGUGAAUACUGGCGGCAAGACACCUCGUGUCCGCACCGCAGCCAGGACUCCUGAAGGAUGCGAUAGACGCAGUCCCAUCCAUACUCCUGUCAGGACCCCACAGGGUAACAAUUUGAUUAUAGUAGUGAUCACAAUGGUGAGUGUGUUUAUAAAAAAAAAAAAAAAAAAGGCAUUUAAUUGCCUUUUCUACCCCACAGCCAGUACCCCACUAGAUAAUAUUUGUACAGCGGUGAUCACAAGGGUGAUUCAGAAGUGUGUAAUUUUUCAUCAACAACAAAUAUUUGCACUCCAGUUCAGAGAAUAUUUUUUUUACAUUUUAUAUCAGAGAUCUGAAUCCAAAAGCUGUGAUAUAAAUAAUGGCAUUGUUUUUGCAGAUGUCAGCAGCCGGCUUUCCAAAAUAGCCAUGGCUAUUAUCAAAAAACUGAGAUCAAACAAGACUCCUAGCCCUGAGAGUAAAAGAAGAGCAUCUGUCUCAAAAACUGUCCGGACUCCACAAGGAAACCGGGGCGGAAGUCAAAGGCCAAAAAACCCAAGUAUUCCAGCUAGGAAGAGGGUGUACGACUACCCCAUGAUGGAGAAAAUUUCAGAAGGUAGUUGUGGAGACCCUAAUGGCCAUCCUGGAUGAGUUAAAGAGCCUCAACUCUAGGGGAGAAAUCGAAGCUGAGAGUGGACAGUUGCCCAUAAAAACUCUGGAGACUUUCGACAUGAUGUCCAGGGAAAUUGAAGAGAAACAGGACGUACGACGGUCAAUGAUUGCAAAGCUGUCUCAUGUUGGGGGGAAGGAUGUGAAGACGUGUACCAAUAAGACCAUGGACAG
Messenger RNA from Epinephelus moara (kelp grouper), 1408 nucleotides. RefSeq lists its product as uncharacterized. The record is from RefSeq and is a predicted model, not a curated record. Lineage: Eukaryota; Metazoa; Chordata; Actinopteri; Perciformes; Serranidae. The transcript is spliced from 15 exons. Bases 149 to 1216 code for a protein of 355 amino acids.